AUGUCCUCAUCAGCACAACAGCAACAACAACAACUGGGUUACCACAUUGAAGAACACCAACAACCCAGCCCGAUAUCCUACGAUGGAUACCGCCCGGAAGACCUGGGCUCACCCACCUUAUCGAUAACAGAGCUUGACAACGAUGUGCAACUUAUCGAUCCUCACCGCGAUGCCCUCUACUCCUACAACGCCGCCGAGCAGAAACUCAUAGGCGAUGCGAAGCCAUGGAAGACCGACCCUCACCACUUUAAAAAUGUCCGCAUCUCAGCCGUAGCUCUGCUGAAGAUGGUCAUGCACGCACGGUCUGGAGGCAGCAUCGAAGUCAUGGGUCUGAUGCAGGGCAAGAUUGCAGGAGAUACCAUCAUCGUCACCGAUGCAUUCAGACUGCCUGUUGAAGGCACAGAGACCAGAGUCAACGCCCAGGACGAAGCAAACGAAUACAUGGUGGGCUACCUGCAGGCAUGUCGUGAUCAGGGCCAGCUGGAAAACGCCGUGGGAUGGUACCAUAGUCAUCCGGGCUAUGGCUGCUGGCUCAGCGGUAUCGAUGUCAGCACACAAGCCACUCAACAGACCUUCUCAGACCCCUUUCUUGCCGUGGUCAUCGAUCCUGAUCGCACCAUCUCUGCCGGCAAGGUCGAAAUCGGUGCCUUCCGAACAUACCCUGAGGAUUACAAACCUCCCAAUUCUGGAGCAGACGACGGAUACCAAACCAUUCCUCUGGCCAAGGCAGAAGAUUUCGGUGCUCAUGCAAGCAGGUACUACUCGCUGGAGGUCUCCCACUUCAAGAGCUCACUCGACACCCACCUAUUGGAGCUGCUGUGGAAUAAGUACUGGGUGCAGACCAUUAGCCAGAGUCCGCUCUUUACAAACCGCGAGUACAGCAGCAAGCAAAUGCUUGAUCUGAGCUCCAAGAUCAGAGAAGCGGGCACCGCUAUCCAGAAAGGUGGCAGAUCAAUGGGCGCAGGAAAUAAGGCCCUGGAUCAGCAGCUGGAGAAGGUGCUCAGAGAUAGCAAUAAGAUUGCCGGGGAGGAGGCUUCGGGGUUGAUGGCUGGGGAGAUCAAGGCUAAGCUCUUCAACGGUCUGGGACAGGCUGCGAAGAUCAACCCGGAGACAACUAAGCCUGAGCCCGCAUCUGCACCGGAUGUUACGAUGGAGACUGAGCCUGCGGAAACCUGA
Molecule: messenger RNA, 1176 nt
Organism: Drepanopeziza brunnea f. sp. 'multigermtubi' MB_m1
Lineage: Eukaryota; Fungi; Ascomycota; Leotiomycetes; Helotiales; Drepanopezizaceae
Source: RefSeq, a predicted model, not a curated record